GAAUGCUCCUGGUGACGGCCGACACGCUGGGCCAUGACUUCCAUGUCUUCCAGAUCCUCACCCACCCCUGGGCUUCCUCCCAGAGUGCUGUCCACCAUCUCUAUACCCUGCACCGUGGGGAGACUGAGGCCAAGGUCCAAGACAUGUGCUUUAGCCAGGACAGUCGCUGGGUAGCCAUCAGCACCCUCCGUGGCACCAGCCAUGUGUUUCCCAUCAACCCCUAUGGUGGCGCACCCUGUGCCCGCACCCACAUGUCCCCGCGGGUGGUGAACCGGAUGUCGCGCUUCCAAAAAAGCGCCGGCCUGGAGGAGAUCGAGCAGGAGCUGAACAGGGCGGCUGCUGUGGGUGGAGGAGGAGCUGGAGGCUUAGGAGGAAGCAGCUGCAUUCUGGGCGGAGGAGGGAGCAUGGGCGGCCGCUGUAGUCCCAUACCUGGCAUCUCCAGCAGCCCCUCAGGGUCUCCACUGCAUGCCAAACUGAGCAACCAGGAUUCAUACAACAACUUCACCAACAACAACAUGGGGAAUCCCCGGCUCACCCCGCUGCCCAGCCUCACCGUGGUGCUGCCUCUGGCUCAGAUCAAACAGCCCAUGACUUUGGGGACCAUCACCAAACGCACAGGACCUUACCUCUUUGGGGCGGGAUGUUUUGCCAUUAAAACUCCAUGCAAAGCUAAACCACCCCCCCAGAUCUCUCCGAGCAAAUCCAGUGGAGGAGAGUUCUGCGUUGCUGCCAUCUUUGCUUCCUCCCGCUCCUGGUUCAUCACAAAUCCAAACUUGAAAAGAGAAAAAGAUCAAUCCCGGCAGUCGGUUGUGGACUCAUUGUACAUAAUCAGUUGCUACGGUAACGUGGUGGAGCAUGUCCUGGAGCCUCGGCCAAUUAGCACUGCACAAAAGAUUAGCGACGAGACUCCAUUGGAGCUGAGCACCUCUCCCAGAGCAUGCUGGACAUUAGCCAGGACUCCACAGUGGAACGAGUUGCAGCCACCUUUUAACUCCAACCACCCCCUGGUGUUGGCCUCAGAUCUGGUUCAGUACUAUCAAUGUCUUCUAGCUGGGAUUAACCCAGGGAGCCCAGGCCCAAUCACACGUCACGAGUCAUCUGACAGCUUGGCAUCGGAUCACAGUGGCCAAGACGAUGAAGAGUGGCUCUCUCAGGUGGAGAUUGUGACCCAUACAGGUCCCCACCGCCGCCUGUGGAUGGGCCCCCAAUUUCAGUUUAAGACUAUUCACCCAUCAGGUCAGACCACAGUGAUCUCCUCCUCAUCCUCAGUGCUUCAGUCCCACGGGCCCUCUGAUAUCCAACAGCCCCUUUUGGACUUUGACACAGAUGACCUGGACCUUCGCAGUCUUCGAAUCCAGCCAGUACGUUCAGAGCCAGUCAGCAUGCCUGGAUCAUCUCGGCUGAUGACCGAUCGCAGAGGACAAACCAACAUCAUGGAGGCCGGCUCAGGUAGGAAACUUCCUGUCCUCACUCUGAUUGGAGGCUUUCUGCUCUGUUCUGUGCUCUAUAAUUAGUUUUCUGUCUUAUCUCCUGCCUGUG
Messenger RNA from Fundulus heteroclitus (mummichog), 1539 nucleotides. RefSeq names its product breast carcinoma-amplified sequence 3-like. Gene Ontology annotation, cellular component: cytoplasm. Lineage: Eukaryota; Metazoa; Chordata; Actinopteri; Cyprinodontiformes; Fundulidae. Gene Ontology annotation, molecular function: protein binding. The record is from RefSeq and is a predicted model, not a curated record. Gene Ontology annotation, biological process: response to starvation; autophagy.